This is a messenger RNA of Odobenus rosmarus divergens (Pacific walrus), 1524 nucleotides long. RefSeq names its product acid phosphatase 5, tartrate resistant (gene ACP5). Gene Ontology annotation, molecular function: ferric iron binding; acid phosphatase activity; ferrous iron binding. Gene Ontology annotation, biological process: bone resorption. The transcript has 6 exons. The coding region runs from base 176 to 1183 and encodes 335 amino acids. The record is from RefSeq and is a predicted model, not a curated record. Lineage: Eukaryota; Metazoa; Chordata; Mammalia; Carnivora; Odobenidae.
GCCAGCCUGUGCUGGGUGACCCGGGGCAGGUCACCUCACCUCGCUGAGCCUCCGCGUUGAAAGAGAGGCCCCCCCAUCGGCCCGUCGGAAUAAAGGCUCAGUGACCCGCCAGUUCUGCCCAGGAGCUAACCUGCCUCUCUGAGCCCCUGGCUGACUGGCUUGUGCCUCCCCCAGGAUGGACACACAGACUGUGCUGCUCAUCCUUCAAGCCUUGCUGGUGCUCCCCCUGGCUGACGGAGCCAACCCCGUCCUGCGCUUUGUGGCUCUGGGUGACUGGGGAGGAGUCCCCAAUGCCCCGUUCUACACCGCUCGGGAGACGGCCAAUGCCAAAGAGAUUGCCAGGACCGUGCAGAUCCUUGGCGCAGACUUCAUCCUGUCCCUGGGGGACAAUUUCUACUUCACUGGCGUGCAGGAUGCCAAUGACAAGAGGUUUCGGGAGACCUUUGAGGAUGUGUUCUCUGCCUCCUCCCUCCGCAACGUGCCCUGGUACGUGCUGGCUGGCAACCACGACCACUUGGGGAACGUCUCAGCACAGAUAGCCUACUCCAGGAUCUCUCAGCGUUGGAACUUCCCCAGCCCUUACUACCGUCUGCGCUUCAAAGUCCCACGGUCCAACGUGUCCGUGGCCAUCUUCAUGCUGGACACGGUGACGCUGUGUGGCAACUCAGAUGACUUCCUGAGCCAGCAGCCCGAAAGGCCCCGUGACCCGGUGCUGGCCCGCACACAGCUGGCCUGGCUCAAGAAGCAGCUGGCGGCGGCCAAGGAGGACUACGUGCUGGUGGCUGGCCACUACCCCGUGUGGUCCAUCGCCGAGCAUGGGCCCACCCACUGCCUGGUCAAGCAACUGAUGCCACUGCUGGCCACGUACAAGGUCACUGCCUACCUGUGUGGCCAUGACCACAACCUGCAGUACCUUCAGGAUGAGAAUGGCGUGGGCUACGUGCUGAGUGGGGCCGGAAACUUCAUGGACCCUUCGAAAAAGCAUCUGCGCAAGGUUCCCAACGGCUACCUGCGCUUCCACUACGGGGCCGAGGACUCGCUGGGUGGCUUUACCUACGUGGAGAUCAGCCCCAAAGAGAUGAGCGUCACUUACAUCGAAGCCUCUGGCAAGUCCCUCUUCAAGACCAGACUGCCAAGGCGAGCCAGGCCCGAGCACCCGCGAAUACACCACUCUAAGGCCUGAGGCAGAGGGGCCUCCCUGCCAGGGGGUGGGUGGGCCCUGCUGGGACCCGUGCCCAUGGGCAGGCUUUCUCAAGGGCCCGCCGGGGCCUCAGCAGAGCAGAGGGAGAACCACAGAUGAGGAGCUGUGGUCCCAGGUGGCCCUUGUGACAAGGAUGCUCACAUACGUGAAAGACACAGGGACACGUGUACCAGCCGGAGUGCUGUGCCCAGUAGUUGGGCUUGUCCAACCUGAGUUCCGGGCAAUCGGGGGCAGGGAGGGAAAGCCUUCUCCUGAAUCAAGCAUCUGUUGAUUCUGUCACUGCCGAAUAUUCAAUAAAAGAAUAGUUGCAGAGGCUGAACGCA